This is a messenger RNA of Toxorhynchites rutilus septentrionalis, 10632 nucleotides long. It is a transcript of the gene Sox15, whose product is annotated as putative transcription factor SOX-15. NCBI's taxonomy places the organism in Eukaryota, Metazoa, Arthropoda, Insecta, Diptera, Culicidae. Gene Ontology annotation, biological process: regulation of DNA-templated transcription; cell differentiation; anatomical structure morphogenesis. The record is from RefSeq and is a predicted model, not a curated record. The transcript is spliced from 3 exons. The coding region runs from base 736 to 3243 and encodes 835 amino acids. Gene Ontology annotation, molecular function: RNA polymerase II cis-regulatory region sequence-specific DNA binding; DNA-binding transcription factor activity, RNA polymerase II-specific.
AGAGGUCUCUCACUUGAAGAAUAACGCGCGCACGUAUCGCACGUUAAUUCGUAUUCGCAUCCGCAGCCUACUUCCUUUUUUGUCGAUCGACGAUUUUUCCCAAGGGGUUCCACGUUCGUUGCGUUCGGUUUGCUACGGCAAGGAUCGCCUUCCUUCCUCCCUCUCCCACCACCACAGGAGACCGGAGCGUGGUGUGAGAUUUUUGUUGGCUUAUGUGGUGAAACAAUCGAGUGGAGUUAAUUGGAUAAUUGGUAAAUGAUCAGUAAUGAACAACCAGCACAUCGGAAGAUUGGUUGAAGGAAGUUUUUGGAACGAAGGUUUGUGCUGAACGAAACUAGUGAAUGGAUUAGAUGGAGUUAAUUACAUAAACAAACGAGAGCCUUGUGGUACUUACUGACUUGUGCUUGUGGAAAGAUGACGAAUGGUUGAAGAAGUUUGAUUAGUGUCAAUCAAUAAAUGUGAGUUUAUAGGAUUCAGAAGCGGUGAGGUUCUGUUCCUCUUGAAGUGAGAAUCGAUAUAACGUAUGAGUGUGAAGAUAUGAACAACCGAUUGCUACGAAACCGUGCUAAAUUGUGAAAAAUUGUUUGGUUCGGAUGAUUUGUUGGAAGUAAAUUAUAUUGAUUUGCUUCUGAACACAAAUAUUCAAGAGUCUAGUGAUAAAUAGUUCUGAAACGAAGGAGAGAAGUGUGCUAUCAACUUAAAGUGAACAUCUGGUAACCUGUGGCGGCCGACAUUAUGGAAUCGGAUGGAGAACGUGACAAUGGCUACAGCCAAUACAACUCACCCCAGCAUCAGCAGUCGGCACAACAGCAGAGUUACCAUAGGUCCUACGAGGAUUACAUUCACCCCCUGCAGCAACAGCAGCAGCAGCAACAACAACAACAACAACAACAGAACCAGCACAGUCAACAGAGCCAGCAGUCUCAAUCACAGAACCCAUCGGCCAGUUCGCCGCUGCCGGGGAGUAUGCUCGCACCGCCGAGUCCCAGCAUGCUCGGGUCGGGCGGCAGUAAUGGUAUGAUGCCCUCGCCUCUCAUGCAGUCCCACUCGCCCCUGCUUUCGUCGAAUCCCUCGCUGCUAAACUCACAGUCCCCACUGCUUUCGAAUUCGCCGCUGAUGAGCCAGUAUUCGCCCUAUCAGGAUGUCAUUCCCACCAUCCUGCCCCAGGACGAGCCGGGUGGAUGGGGCGGCUACACGCUCGCUCCGGGCCCCUACCAGAGUGAGUUCUGCGCGUCCAACUAUGGUGUGCUGCACCAGCGGCAGCAGUACGGAGCGCCUGGCAAGAUGGGACCCCACGGGUCGCUAAAAAGUGCGAAAGAAGCGCGCAUCCGACGGCCCAUGAAUGCGUUCAUGGUGUGGGCCAAGGUGGAACGGAAGAAGCUCGCCGACGAGAACCCCGAUCUUCACAAUGCUGAUCUCAGUAAAAUGCUAGGUAAAAAAUGGCGUUCGCUGACGCCACAAGAUCGCAGGCCGUACGUGGAGGAAGCUGAACGGCUCCGGGUAAUCCACAUGACCGAGCAUCCCAAUUACAAGUACAGACCACGCCGUCGGAAGCACACAAAAGCUACGAGGGGUGGACCUGGCGCCAACGGAGUGUCCAACACUCAGUCGAUGGCGAACAAUACUCAAAGCAACAAUGUGAGCAAUUCCUCUCCAAGUGAACUGAAUUAUGACGGUGACUCGUCUCAGCGAAUGAGCCCUUACAGCUAUAACCCACAUUACUACGCUGGAGCAAAUAAUGUUCUCAACACGCCCGAUUCAAGUCCCACCCAAAGUCCAGAGCCAGUAGCACCAACAGUCGUCCAGGCUGCAAACAGCAGGAAGCUUACCGGGGGCUCCAUCGAUGGCAGCCAAAAGCUUGAUGAUGUCUCAUCCGCCCUGCCAACCCCAGAAAUGAGCCCUCUAGAGUUGGAAAAGGAAAGCUACAAUGGACUCCACGCAAGCCAUAGCUACGACGAUCUGAAAAGCAAACAAAAGUUGACAUACGACGGCUAUGCUAGUAUCAAGAGUGAACAGAAACUCCCCGCCACAUUCCCGAAUAGUUACGAUCAUGAAGCUGAGAUAAAGCGAGAGUACGGGACCGCCGCAUCAUAUUUAAGCUCCGUGCCGGAGAAGCGGUAUUCGUACGAGUCAUCGCUGUCGAAUGGCUUACACGACAAGCGUAACUACCUGCCUUGCUCGGGGUCAACCACCACGACCGCUAUGGUUAACGGAAUGUACGUUAUGUGUACCAAUCGAAGCAUUCUGGACCAGGGCCACAUAGUCACAGGGACAUAUUUUCCUCCUCUGGCAACAUCCGAGGACCAUCAAACGCUGGGAGCUACGCUCACAACCAGCCAUGUGCCGCAUCUGAGUUUAAGCAGUAAUAGCAGUAGCAGUAAUCACAAUCAGAACAAUAACAAUAAUGGCAACAGCAACAACUCUACCGGUUCCAGUAUGAACAAAACAAGCAACGGAUUGCUGAACAACACAAACCUCAUCAGUGAUGGGAACUCCAGCCAGAUGGCGCAACAAUCUGCACACCAAAAUACACUAACAGCCGAACAAAUCAACAGUUACUAUGGUGUCAACUCACUCUCUUCCGGGCUACCCGCUUACUCGUACGCCUACAAAGAUUAUGGUAUAACCUACGAGACGCACUCGAUGAACCAGGACGAGGUGGAUACCCGCGAGCUCGAUAAGUACCUAAAAUAUCCAGAUAGCAACCAUAACUUCAACAGUUACGAAUCGUACCAUCACGGCGGGACAAUCUAUGGUCAUUCCCAAUCCGAUUACUAUAACUAUCACCAGCAGAACGCGAGCCUUCUGGCUCAGCAGCAUCAAUCCCAACAGCAGCACCAACAACAACAGCACCAACAGCAACUUGCACUCGGAUCAGCAUCACCUGCCGGUAGCAAUCACGGAAACAAUUCGACGGGUUCCAAUAGCAUCAACACGGCGCCAUCGUCGGUCUCCACGAACAGCGGUGGAAAGGUGGACGGAAUGAUCGGUGCCUCAGGACAUCUGCCUACAACUCCCGUGGCGCUAUAUGCAAUCCCUCUGCAACACUCCCAACUGGCGGCCGCCCAACAGCAGCAGCAGCAGCAUCAUCAACAGCAACAGCAACACCAGCAUCAGGGACAUCAUUCUCAUGGAUCAAAUCCACACGGUAUGACCGAUAUUUACGUAACCAGUGAGCAGUUGAAGGACGAUGAGUUUAGUAACAUUUUGGCCGGUGUUAGGAAGACUUGCUACAGUAAUUAAACGGGUCCGGGGGUGCAUGAGUGUGUGCUAGACAAAGCUAACUAGUAGAAGGGCAAGAUGCACAGGUUAAUUUGAUUCUAUGGCCGGCUUCUUCCCUUUUCUCGAGAUUUAAUAGUUUCAAUUUAUUUUUUCAUUCAUUGCUGUCUUUUCCGUUAAUUCGCCACAUGGGAAUACGAGGGUCCACGUUCAGAAAUGAGUAUAUCUCCCCAUACUUCCGAAAGUAAUCUUUGCACAUUCUUUGAAACUUUUAAGCUCAUUGAAUGUUAUGUUUGAGGAUGUCAAACAAUUUGCUAAAUAUUAGGUAUGGAGUGUAUGAUAAGGCUACAUACAUAGAAGAUUGUCAUUGAUAACUUUUAUCAUUGUUUUUUUCAAUCCAUAUAUUUUACAAGCUGGUUCUAUAUCCAACCCAGAAUCUGUUGCUGAGUAACACACCGUCCAGUUUUUUGUCACAUGUGGAACUUGGAAACAAUAAAGUAAAAGUAUUUUCGUAAUUCGAGAUUCGAGAUCAAUUUUUAACUAACGGGAAUCGGGAAUUUCGUGAAUUCAUGCGGGAGAAAGUAGGGAAAAAUGAAAAAUGAAAUUGAGUGGUCACACUGAAAAUACAAUGAUCGUCUGACAAUUCUUCCGUUCACAUAUUUUGGAAGUGCUAAGCUUCAUACCAAACGUAAGAGGAAGGUAAUAAAAUUUACUUGUGACGAAGAACAUAAUCUAUUACAAUGCAUGGAUUGGUCUUACAUGGAGCCAAAAUUCUCAUGAAAUGAUUCACUGUUUGUUUUUUAACAGAUGACAAUUGUAUCGUGGCUUAUUUCGAUUAUUUAUGUGGCAAACUGGUCCAGAGAGCAGUCGCAUGCUUAGUUCUCGAAAGCAGUAACAUUUUCGGUCAAAUUUUGAUUAAUUGGCGAUUAUUUUCUCACUUCAGCUUCAUAUUCAGCGGGAACUCUAAAAAAGUACGUUUUUUUAAUUGAUAAAUAACUUUCUGAAAAUAGCAUUUUCACAUGGAUGCAGUGGGCAAUCAAAGAUAAACACAACGACUGACGUUGACGUUGAGAAAUAGUUAUGGCAACGCAUGCUAUGUCGCUCGAAACUCUACCAUCUUCAUUCCCAUUUUUCCAGGACAUUGGAUAUAACCCACCCAUUUCUUUCUAUCUUUCAAUACAAACGAUUUACCGCAUUUGUUCCAAGUAACAUUGAGGUCACCAUGAAAAAAUGUUUUUAUGUUCUAAUUCAAGGUUUCAAAAAUCAAAUUUCACACGAAACUUUUGAUAAACACAACUGAUCUUACGAAAUUAAUACCACUGUGAGAAGAAAUUGGCAAAAUCGUGUCCAAACAUCAUAGAACUGACCAAUAUGGGCCUAUCACGCUCUCUUUAGCAAUGCUUCCGGUUUCUAUGUAACUAGAGGGUCAAGAGAUGAUAGAAUAACAUGCCCAAAAUGGACUCCAGCGAAAACAAUUCAAGGAUUUCUAGCCUCAAGUGGUCCUGGUCUUUUGAGCCAAUUGAACUAUCAAUUUAGUUGGACGAAGUAUAAAACAAAUCGUCCCGCCGUAAUCUCUGACUACAUGGUAAUCUGAAUAACCUAUGUUUGGUAGCACUUCCCAAUCAUGUCCAAUUGAAUAUGUUUUCACGGAAGUUUCGUUUCGCGGUAUGGCGUUGGUGGAUUAAAACAUGAAUUUGGCAUACUUUUUCAUCAAUUCUUGAAGUUAUUCCUUAAUCGUCGCCUUCAAACGCAUGAGUCAUCAUCGGUGAACGUUAUACGUGACCCAGUGAUAGUAUCACAUGGUUUCAAUAGCUUACAGUUAUUAUUAUUUUUGCGCUACGAAUUCUGUAUCUAUUUUUCAUUCCCGAAAAUUUGAUUCAAAGAAAAACUUGUCUCUAUUUUCUAUUUAUUUUUUGGAAAUGGUUUUUCGACGCCCAAUAUCUUUUAUAUAUCAAAAAAUUGUAUAAAAUUUAGAUACUGGUUCCACGAUAUCGAAUGAAAGCAUAGUUCAAAUAUUGUGCAAAAUCAACUAAAUUUUGACUGAGUUUUGGAAGAACAAAAUUAGCUGGGUUCACUCAAACUCUGAUUGAACCAAAUCCGAAUCCUCAAAAUUAAGAGUUAGGAGGACUAUCAGGACUCUGUUGUAUAGUGAGUGCUUUGAUAUCUUGACUAGAAUUUAUUCAUUUGAAAUUUGAUAUCAUACUUGAAAACUAAACUGUUCCGUUUUUGAACAUUCUUGAUUGAUGUUCACUUUAGAGCGUGCCAAAUUAGUUUCUAAAGGUGCUCAUAAACUGUUUGAAAUUCAUAGAAAUUCCGACGACAUCCAAUCAUUAUCUUUUCUUUAGAUUGCUAUAUUGAACCCAUUUUUAAUCACCCAUUAUUUUUUGCCGAUGGUUCAGUUGAUCGCAUACAAGAACUCAAUAUUUUAUUAUGGCAAACCAAAGAAACUCGUCUACCCGUUUCAAAAAAGUAUUACUAGCGUCAUUUUAAUUAGUGCUUGAUUCAGAUUUCUAUGCCAAAUAUCAUGCCUUGACUGUAUUCUAAAUGACAUGUUCGAGAAUAUGCGACCCUGAAACAGAGCUACAUUUUUCAUCAAUGUCACUGACAACUGACGAGCCACGUUAGUCACAUCCUACUGACAAAAAUCUUGGUCAAAUGGUGAUUGACGGAGUACGAUGAAACACUUUGCAUAUUACUGAGCUUCGUCAAUACGCUUUGACCAACCAAGCAGGCGGUAACAUUGUCCGUAACGAAUUGAUGAUUGUCGCAGAUUGCAUUUUAUUUUGAUCGAACAAAGCUUCGAUUUUCGUUCUGAUUGUUGUUUCUUAUAUUUACUGAAGUAAAUACUAUGUCGAACACGCGAUAACGUUUGAGCGGUUGCAAAUCAUUUAGGCAACGGAUUGUAUCAAAGCUUGAAAAAUCUACAUUUUGAAAUAAUGAAGAAAUUUCUCUCUUCUAAAUUCGCGUAUUUUGAAGUCCGUUUAGACUAAUUUAUAUCCUUUGUUCUCCUCGAAAUUUUAGAUUUUUAUAAAAGAAUGGUAUUCAGGUAGCAACGUUAACAAAUGCAUCCUGGUAAACGUGUAAACUUCCAUUACAUCAGGUGACAUGGUAUUUCUCGUCUUGACGAUCAUAGUGCGCUGACGUAACGCAAACCAUUCGCGCACAGGAGCCACAAUUUUAAAAUUAUUGGAAUCAAAUCCCUGAGGAUUUUGAUCAAUGAAAAAUUCAACAGAGGGUUUUCCAGGGAGGAACGGUUCAUAUUUGAAUGACUGUGUAAAACUACUUACGAUAGAUACAGUGAUAGGCGUGAAUAAAGCUCACCUUGGAUGUUUAGAAGAUUUUCUCAGUUUCUUUUCUUUUAACUAUUACCUAUCACUCUUUCAAGUAACUGACAAGUUUCGCCAUUUUUAUUUGAUUUUGUUCACUCCUUUACAUGACUACUUUAAUGUAUGCAAAUAUGCGUUGACAAAAAUAAAAUCCCACCGCAAGAAAUAAUAUCGAAAUCACUCAAAACCCCUCGUUUCUUCAAGUUAUGACAGUUAGAGCUGUGCGGUAUUGUCAGCAAUCGACAUUGAAGCGAUAUAAACAAAUUGUCUUUAUUAUUAAAAAAAACAUUUUUCAUUGAAUUUCCAUCAUAUUUAGCUGAAUUCAAUUCAUAAAACAUAAACCAAACAUUUUAUUGGAAUGAAACGCAAAAUAGAAAAAGAAAACAAGUAUAAAAACCCUGAGUUCGAGAAAUAACAAAUCACACAAUAAAAGCAACAAAGUUAAAAGUAUCAAUAUUUAGUGUGUCCUCCUGAAGUGACAUCAGUGACACCAUCGUUCACCACUUCGUAGUCGAGAAUGGUUCCACAGGUUCUCAAUCGGGUUGAGAUCAUGACUUUGUGUUGGUCAUUCAAGAGGUUUCAUUUUGCGUGAACGGAAAUAGGCUUUGGUCUUCCUAGCAGUAUGCUUCGGGUCGUUGUCCUGUUGGAAUACAAAGCUGUUUCGUAGGCCAGUUCUUCGAAGCGAUUCCUUCAGGUUCUCCUUAAAGAUUUCAAUUUCAUUUUGUGGAGGCGAUCUGGCGUGGUGGUAACAUCCAUACCUCUCACGCAGAGAUCACGAGUUCAAUUUUCACUCCCGACAUUCUUCCAAAAAUGGAAGUAAAAGUGACGAACCAGCCGAAAUGUGUUGAAAGUCACUAUAAUAGAGAAAAAAAAAAGAUUUCAAUGUAGACAUCUACUGUCAUGAUUCCGUGAUUUCGCACCAAAUUUACAACACCAACCCAGGAAAAACACCCCCACAUCAUUACAUUGCCUCCUCUUUGCUCGACCGUAGCCUGCAAUGACGUUUCUGCAUUCAUUCAUCAUGCUUCCCUCACACUCUCUCGCGCCGCUGCUUGUUGAAUAGCUCAAAUUUCGAUUCGUGUUUCCAAAGUACUUUUUUUUAAGUAUUCAGGUUUGUUGACAUGUUUGCGGCAGAUUCCAACCGUUUCAGUAUAUUGUUCUUGCUGAUAAACAGACGUUUUUUGUGAAUCUGCUCUUAAGUCCACGCUCAGUUAGUCUGCGGUGUACAGAACUUGCGGAUACCACCAACGAGAGGUUUUCCUGAAUGAAUUUGACUAAUACUUUUGGAGAUUUCUUCACUUCCCGGACGAUUCGGUGAUCCGUCCGGCUAUCGGUCUUCCGACGACGGCCUCUUCCGGAUAUAUCAGCAAGCUUUGUGCUUGUGCACAAUUUCGCGGACUGCUCCCUGACUUAUUCCGAACUUCUCUGCAAUCUUUCGCUGUGAAAUCUGCUGCAAAUGAUACAACAAGAUUUCGGACUUGCAUGCUCAUUUUCUUUCCUUCCAUUUUGAUUUUGUUGAAAACGUUUCAUGUAGACAACAAUAAUCGACUUUUAUGUGCCAACCUAAACAACACUUUGUUUAUAUCGCGUCAACUGAAUCACUGAAAGGUUGUAAAUAAUAUCGCACAGCCCUAGCCCUCAUAACAUGUGGAAAUGGGGGGCUACUCAAACGUUUCGAAUGAUUGUAAUAUUAUUUUUAGGGGUGGGCUUUUAUUUUUGUCAUCGCAUAUUUGCACACUUGAAUAGUUCUUUAAAUAGAAAUAAAGAAAAGUUUUUAAAUAUGAAAGGUGGGCAGAGUUGUAUUCACAGAUGUUGACUGCUCCGAAAAUUAUGCAAAAGUUAGGUUAUAGUCAGAUUUUCUGAAACAUUAUUAAGGCUUCAGGAUUGAGUAAAUAAAAUAAAGUUGACGAUUUUUCAUCAGUAGGGGUGUGUUUCACCUUGUUACAUCCACCUUCAUUUGUAAAUUAUUCUGAAUUUCGCAUAUUUUGCCAAUGGAUUCGUAGACAUUUCCAUAGGUCUGGUACAAACAACAAGUAUAAUGUUUGUGAUCAUACUUUUUCUUAACCUCUGAUCAGUUCUUUUGGAAUUCUCGAGACCGAAUUGUGCUCCAGAAUAUUAUAACGGACAAAUACUCUCCUUUUAUUUUCAACUAUUGCUAUUUUUAUUUCUGACGUGACUUCCGAUUGUAAGUUCAAAUUCGUAUCCCAUGGUUGGCAUUGCUUGUACGAGUAGAAAAACAAAACAUAAUCAUAUAUGUACCUAUAUCUAUCACUGCACACUUGACGGUAGCUAACAUUGUAUUGGCCAAAUUUAAAGCAAACCCAAACCCGGAAAUAUUGUAAGCAAUAUUUUUUUCUUUAGGUAUUUGAUAUCCCGAUGUUGGCAACGAAGAAAUGGCAGCUUGUGGAAUCCUCCCGAUAAAAACAAACGGAUUAAGCCAACUGUCGAUGCUGAAGCUUUCACAGUGUAAACAAGUUUAUAACUCAUGAUUCGUCAAAACUGAAGACCAUUUUUAUGGAUUAGUUUUUAUAUACCCAUCUUGUCUCUUUUUGGUUAGUUUACAUGUCAAACUAGAAAAGUCUGCUUUGUCUGACAAAUUCCAUCCCAGUGAUUGCAUUACAAUUCCAACAAGUAAUUAGAGUACACACUCACUAACACACAUAUCCGUUCACGACACAGGGUGUAAUAUAAAAAUCAAUCCAUCAUUCCAAUACUCAAAGAUUACACCAAGGUGUGCAAACAAAAUGGUGGAGUGUUAGUUCAAACGAUGCAAUACCAGCACAAUUAUGAACAAAACAAGAUGUAUUAUAUAGCUUUUAGAUUAGUAGCAUUCCCCAGAGUAUUUGUUUUAUAAGUAGCAAGUAAGAAAUUAAAAAAAAAUGUAAAUAUUUAUAUUUUCACAGUAACAACACCAGAAAUUAUCAGUAUUUAAUGUUGUGUAGAUCAAUUAUCACUCGUUAGAAAUGCAACACGUUUUGCCAGUUUUGUUUUAUUUGUAAAAAAAAUAUAUCGAAUGGUCUUUAUUUGACGAAACAAUUUCAUUUGAAAGAUUUUCAGCAACAUACCCAUUUUCGAAACCAAGCAAAAGUACAUUAACUGAAUCCCGAAUGAAAAAAAAACGACCGCAGAAAACGCGUGGGAAUCAGAAAUCAUUUAAUCAAUUAAUAUAAAUUAAUGUUAAGUUUGAAGACCAGCAAAGAGGAGCAGCAACAUAAAAAAGCAUUGACGAAACAACACUAAGAAAACCAAAGGCUUCUCAAACGGAAAAAUAUCGUUUCGUAUUUAUUAGUGUUCCCCCCCUUCCUGGCGUUAAUGAAAAAUUGAUAAAGUUUGUACACCAACAAAGAGAAGGCCCGAAAAAUACAGGCCAAGGUGCAAGCCGCAAGAAUGAACUGUAAUUGAGUGUUAAUAAAAAAUCAUAAAUUAAUUACUUUAGCGAAUUACCCGGUACGUCAUGACUUAUAGGAAAAGAUUUUUGUUUCGUGCUUCAUGUCUGGUGACUCCCACGGAAGCCAACACCCAACGGCAUUGGCCGAUCCGGGAGUGCCAGAGAGAGAGAAGAACGAGCCAGACAUGGAUCGGCUCCAGGAAAUUAAUGGAAUCAUUUAUAUGCAGCUCAAUGCUAGCUGAAUUUUCGAUGAAACGAAUUGCAACCGGUCGCGUUCGGUUCUCGGUUUUUUAAUGAUAAUAAUAAUAAGGAAAGCAAAAGCGAUAUUCUUACAUACUUUAUACAUGUGCGGGAUUGCAUGCCUCAUCAUCGUGAUUUCUUCUAAUGAUUCAUACGAUUCUGAAUUGUAAAACUAGGCGUGCUCGAUAGCAUUAAGGCAGGCAGCGUGGAGAUGAAAACAGUCUUAAUUAGAACUCUGUGUAGACUCACUUAGACUUGGAUGUAAUUUAUUAGUGAAUUAGCUACUUUUGAUCUUGUAGACACGAACCAGCGCUUCGUGUCGAUCGAUAGAGCCGUAGUACUAAAGUCUGAGCGAAGCAAGUUAGCUCUGAGUGAGAGACAUUAAACAACUAGAUUUAGCACCACAAUGCGAUGGAAUAUUCAAAAUGUUCAAAAUAAGUUUGAAAUAUAGUUGAAGAA